Messenger RNA from Aspergillus nidulans FGSC A4, 705 nucleotides. RefSeq lists its product as uncharacterized. The transcript has 5 exons. Lineage: Eukaryota; Fungi; Ascomycota; Eurotiomycetes; Eurotiales; Aspergillaceae. Bases 1 to 705 code for a protein of 234 amino acids. The record is from RefSeq and is a predicted model, not a curated record.
AUGUCAGACUCAACUGUCGUCCUCAUAACCGGCGUCGCUAGAGGAAUCGGCCAGGCCCUGGCCAAAGCCUACCUCUCCCGCCCAAACCAUACCGUCCUCGGCACAAUACGCGACCCCUCCGCCCAAUCAUUGUCAGCCCUAAGCUCGCACGUCCCAGCCCAGGGCAGCCGUCUUUUACUCUUCACACUUGAAUCUACCACCGCAUCGCACUAUGCUGACCUCGUUUCCUCCCUCAAGACUGCUGGAAUAACGCACCUGGACCUCGUGAUCGCCAACGCAGGCGUUGCGUAUCCCGCAGGCACACCGGCAUCUGUAGAUGUCGAGGAUGUAAAGAACGUCUUUGAUGUGAAUGCACUGGGGACCCUGAGACUUUUCCAGGCACUCAGGGGGUUUCUUGAGGUCGGUUCUAAUAAUGGAAGGAGAGUGAAGUGGUGCCCACUACCUGUGUUUUCCGCUCUGGAACGGAAGAAGAAAAGUGUUCGGCUGAGCUUAGUCCAGACUGAGAUGGGCAACAAAGGCGCGCAGAAAAUGGGCCUCAAGGAGGCGCCGAAUACGGUCGAGGAGGCGAUUACGAAGACCUUGGCUGCGAAGUUAAAUCGAGACUUGAGACUAAUGCGAGGCCGUCGACAGAUUGACAGUGCCACGCGCGAAGAUACGUCGGGAAAGUUUCUGAAUAUUAUCGAUGGGGCAGAGGUUCCCUGGUGA